This is a messenger RNA of Pectinophora gossypiella (pink bollworm), 1872 nucleotides long. RefSeq names its product acetylcholine receptor subunit alpha-like (gene nAChRa3). Gene Ontology annotation, cellular component: postsynaptic membrane; neuron projection; synapse. The record is from RefSeq and is a predicted model, not a curated record. The transcript has 10 exons. Gene Ontology annotation, molecular function: transmembrane signaling receptor activity; acetylcholine-gated monoatomic cation-selective channel activity. The coding region runs from base 1 to 1518 and encodes 505 amino acids. Lineage: Eukaryota; Metazoa; Arthropoda; Insecta; Lepidoptera; Gelechiidae. Gene Ontology annotation, biological process: signal transduction; chemical synaptic transmission; nervous system process.
AUGUCGGUUGCAGGGUGCGGCGGCAACCCGGACGCCAAGCGGCUGUACGACGACCUGCUGAGCAACUACAACAAGCUGGUGCGGCCCGUGCUCAACGUGAGCGACGCGCUCACCGUGCGCAUCAAGCUCAAGCUCAGCCAGCUCAUCGACGUGAACCUCAAAAAUCAAAUUAUGACGACCAAUUUAUGGGUGGAACAGAGUUGGUACGACUACAAGCUGUCGUGGGAGCCGCGCGAGUACGGCGGCGUGGAGAUGCUGCACGUGCCCUCCGACCACAUCUGGCGGCCCGACAUCGUGCUCUACAACAACGCCGACGGAAACUUCGAGGUGACGCUGGCGACGAAGGCGACGCUCAACUACACGGGCCGCGUGGAGUGGCGCCCGCCGGCCAUCUACAAGUCCUCCUGCGAGAUCGACGUCGAGUACUUCCCCUUCGACCAGCAGACGUGUGUCAUGAAGUUUGGAUCGUGGACAUACGAUGGUUUUCAGGUGGACCUGCGGCACAUCGACGAGGCGCGCGGCACCAACGUGGUGGAGCUGGGCGUGGACCUGUCCGAGUUCUACACCUCUGUGGAGUGGGACAUCCUCGAGGUGCCCGCCGUCAGAAACGAGAAAUUUUACACGUGCUGUGACGAGCCGUACCUGGACAUCACGUUCAACAUCACAAUGCGGCGCAAGACUCUGUUCUACACUGUAAACCUGAUCAUCCCCUGCAUGGGCAUCUCCUUCCUCACCGUGCUCGUGUUCUACCUGCCCUCCGACAGCGGCGAGAAGGUGUCGCUGUCCAUCUCGAUCCUGCUGUCGCUGACCGUGUUCUUCCUGCUGCUGGCGGAGAUCAUCCCGCCCACCUCGCUGGUGGUGCCGCUGCUCGGCAAGUUCGUGCUCUUCACCAUGAUCCUCGACACAUUCAGUAUAUGCGUGACGGUGGUGGUGUUGAACGUGCACUUCCGGUCUCCGCAAACGCACACGAUGGCGCCGUGGGUGCGGCGAGUGUUCAUCCACGUGCUCCCGCGCCUGCUGGUGAUGCGGCGCCCGCACUACCGCCCCGACCCGCACCACAGCCGCUUCGCGGGGCUGGUGGCCAGCGAGGCGCUGCAGUGGGACGAGGGCGCGCGCUGGGCGUGCGGCGCCGAGUGCGUGGGGGGCGCGGCGGGCGCGGGGGGCGCGGCCGAGCCGGCCUGCCGCCUGCACGAGCCCGCCGCGCUGUGCGACGCGCUGCGCCGCUGGCACCGCUGCCCCGAGCUGCACAAGGCCAUCGACGGCAUCAACUACAUCGCCGACCAGACGCGCAAGGAGGAGGAGUCCACGAGGGUGAAGGAGGACUGGAAGUACGUGGCGAUGGUGCUCGACCGACUGUUCCUGUGGAUCUUCACGCUGGCCGUGGUGGUGGGGUCGGCCGGCAUCAUCCUGCAGGCGCCGACGCUGUACGACGAGCGCGCGCCCAUCGACGUGCGCCUGUCGGAGAUCGCGUACGCGACGGCCAAGCCGCGCCCGCCGCCGCCGCCGCCGCCGCGCUGACCGCGCGACACUCCGUGCACUGCCCGUGUGAAUGUGACCCGAAACAGUGUUCAACUAUUUUAUUUCUCGGCUCGGACCGAAUGACAAAGUAUGUAUAUCAUAGACUCGACGAAGAUUGGUAAACUUGGACUGGAACAAAAAAUGUUUACGCGGAGAGGCCGCUGCGAUAAUAAUAAUAUACUGUAUUUUUACUGUCAUCGAAGCCGGGAAUCCGGUAAAAAGUCCGCCACAUUGCAUAUUAUUAUAAUAUUGUAAAUAUAAAAUUAUAUUGAUUAUAGUUUAUACGACGAAAUGACGUGAUCGAAAAUGAGUCGAAUUUCUUUUGAUAGAUACGAAAUAAAACGAUUGUUUAUA